Messenger RNA from Talaromyces marneffei, 579 nucleotides. RefSeq lists its product as uncharacterized. The coding region runs from base 1 to 579 and encodes 192 amino acids. NCBI's taxonomy places the organism in Eukaryota, Fungi, Ascomycota, Eurotiomycetes, Eurotiales, Trichocomaceae. Gene Ontology annotation, cellular component: mitochondrial intermembrane space; mitochondrion. The transcript has 2 exons. The record is from RefSeq and is a predicted model, not a curated record.
AUGUCGACGCCGUCCUCCGUCAACUCGCCGUCGUUGACUCCGCAAUUCUGCUUCAACGAACGAGUCUUGAGAGAUUUCCUCCGCUUGUCUCGAUCCACUAUCGAUGAUUCCAUCACGCAGAAUCUAAAUGCCUUAUUAACACCUGCUCGCGAAGGGUUUAACCCAACAUCCUCUGACAUCCGACAGCUCGGCACACAAAGUAGACGGAAUCCCUCCAGAGAGUCAUGCGAUACGUUCAAAAACAAUGUGCUAUUUCCUUCCUGGCAGAGCCGAUCAGAUGUCCUCAAUUAUUGUGCCAUGGUGGCAACGAGUCCUGAUCCGGAAGACCCAGAUCUUGUCACCAGACAGGUGGAGACUGCGAGGGAACAAGAGCGAGUCGUUAAUGAACGUCUAGACCCUUAUUCUAGUCGACACUUUCCCCGCGAAGCUCGCACUGAGUCGCUAGCCAACCUUGUGCGAAACGAAAGGAGUGUGGAGCAAAUUAUACGAACACGGACUUGGGGUAUAGUCUCCGACAGAUGCAAUUCUACUGGAUCGUGGGAAGAUGCUCUGAAUCAAUGGCAUGAGGGUCAGAAUUGA